This is a messenger RNA of Lycium barbarum (goji berry), 1293 nucleotides long. RefSeq lists its product as uncharacterized. Bases 1 to 1293 code for a protein of 430 amino acids. The record is from RefSeq and is a predicted model, not a curated record. The transcript has a single exon. NCBI's taxonomy places the organism in Eukaryota, Viridiplantae, Streptophyta, Magnoliopsida, Solanales, Solanaceae.
AUGGCUAAGGCUUAUGAUAGAGUGUCUUGGUCUUAUCUUUGUAUCUUGAUGAGAAAAAUGGGAUUUUGUGAAGUCUGGAUCGACAUGAUCUUCAGGCAUAUAUCCAGCAACUGGUAUUCUCUCAUUGUAAAUGGCAUCAGACAAGACUUCUUCAAAUCUGAAAGAGGACUAACACAGGGAGACCCUAUCUACCCUUCUUUAUUUAUCUUAUGUGUUGAAUUUCUUUCUAAAAAGCUCAAUGAUUUAAACAAUAGAGCUAACUUUACAGGUUUUUAUAUGAAUAAACAUGGCCCUAUUAUUAACUAUCUUGCUUUUGCUGAUGAUAUUAUUCUAUUUUCUAGUGGAUGCAGGUACUCUCUCGUACUACUCAUGCAAACCUUGAGUAAGUAUGAAAGUAUUUCAGGACAACAAAUCAACAAAGACAAAUCGGUUUUGGCUGUGGCUCCUAAUGCUCAACCUGAAGAAGUUAACAGAGUCAUGAGAAUUACUGGGAUAAAUCACAAACAAUUCCCUAUCAAGUACCUUGGUUGCCCUCUUUAUGUGGGAAGGAAAAAAAUCUCCAUCUUCUCAGAAAUGAUUCAGAAAGUUGUUAGUAAGAUUUCAGGUUGCCAAACCAAGUUCCUCUCAACUGGAGGUAAAGUUGUGCUUAUUAAGAAUGUGCAAAUGGCGAUUCACACCCAUCUUCUAGCUGCUAUUCACCCUCCAAAGGGUGUUGUUGUGCAAAUUGAAAAGAUGCUGGCUAGAUUUCUUUGGAGUGGUACAAUUGACAAGAGAAAGUGUCACUGGGCUGCUUGGGAUAGCUUGUGCCUUCCUUAUAAUGAGCGAGGUGCAAACAUCAGGAAUAUGCAAGAUAUUUGUAAUGACUUCACUUCCAAACAGUGGUGGAAUCUUAGGACUGGCAAUUCCCUCUGGAAAAUGUUUUGUAUGUCUAAAUAUUGCCAAAAGAGUCAUCCUGUGAUUAAAAAUUGGUACUCUGGUCACUCACAAUCUUGGCAUGCUAUGUGUCUUAUUAAAGACAGUAUUGACCAUCAUAUACUUUGGAAAGUGGGCAGAGGUGAUAUAGCUUUCUGGUUAGAUAACUGGACUGAUCUUAGCCCUCUUUACAAGUUCUUACCAGCAGGUACCAGGCCUAAAAACAACAAGAUUUCUGAGAUGAUUCAACAAGGACAAUGGAUGCUAGAAGACUGGGAUAGAUUCCUCCCUGAAGAUGUCAUUGAAUGUAUCCAUAGCUUCAACACUAUUCUUCAACAUGACAUACCUGAUAGACCUAUUUGGAAUCUAAGUGAUCAAUGA